Hemibagrus wyckioides is the source of this 1134-nucleotide messenger RNA. RefSeq lists its product as uncharacterized. NCBI's taxonomy places the organism in Eukaryota, Metazoa, Chordata, Actinopteri, Siluriformes, Bagridae. The record is from RefSeq and is a predicted model, not a curated record. The transcript has 3 exons. The coding region runs from base 253 to 837 and encodes 194 amino acids.
CUCCCAUCCAGAGAGCUCCGGACCUAACUUUUUAUGAUGGUCUCUACAUGUAGAAGCUGGUUAUAGCAUGAGCGCUCAAGCUCACUUGUCUACCUGUGAGCAUCAACUAGCCUUCCUCAUCUUGAAGAGAUGUAAAGCUAAGCUGAAUAGAGCUAGGCUUAGACUGAAGCAGAUGCUCUGCCAUGUUCAACUGCUACAGCCUCUACAGAGACACCAGUCUGCAGUGAUGUGUCCUCAGUAGUGGAAACAGCCAUGUCGACAGUCACUGAAACAAACGUGAAGUGUUCCGAACAGCUAAUACUUCCGCAUGUAGGACACAAGCCAUCCGCAGAGGGCUCCCCAUCUGACAACUGUAAGACCUUGGCUUGCUGGGAUGUAAACGUGGCCUUGGUGCUUGUGGUUCUUGCCGGGUUCCUCAUCUUGGUUCUGUUUUACUGUGUCUUUCUCCUGCGGCACAAACUGCAUUUGGCUCAGGCAGGAAAUUCUUUGGAGUACUUUGGCUUCUACCACAUGGCAAACUACACCUUGAAACACCCACAUGAACCCCCAGGUUUAUCUUUAGUGAAUUCCUCUCCCCCUGUGGAGGCACUAUCAUCUUCUCCACCUCCAACUGUGGUUUCAAGUCAACCAGUCAUCCCUCCAUUCCUUCCUCCACCACCGCCACCUUCAUCUCGACCUCCCUCCAUUCUACCUCUGCCGCACCCCAUCAUCUACACUACCCCACCUAGCCCUCAGUCUGACGCAGAGGUAUAUUCCCGCAUUGGCACUGUGCGGCUCUCCAGGCACUCGAACGUGAGUCAGACGCAGGUGGUUCUCUUUGAACACUCGUCCCUGUGACCCUUCGUAGAGAAACUCUGCCCCACUGUCUCUUCCAUCACAGAGUUUGCUAAGAGACUGCCUUUCACAGUCCAGUCAUUCAGGCAACUUUUAAGUCAUAUGUUUGUUUGUUUUUAUUUUUGGAAACUUGCAUAUCCUUGGCCUGUGGUACUACUGUAUCAUCCGUCUUCUCUUCUUUUUUUUUUUUUUUUUGUAGAUUUGCACUAAAGCCAUGUAGGUUGUAACAAAUAAAGGACACUUAUAGCCUCCAGUUUAACACCGCAUCACACACUCACCUCAAACAGUGCUAAGACAUAA